AUGGCCUCCUCCUCCUCCUCCUCCACAGCCGCGCACCGCCGCCCCAAGGUGGUCGUCAUCAUGGGCGCCACCGGGUGCGGCAAGUCCCGCCUCUCCAUCGACCUCGCCUCCCACUUCCCUUCCGAGGUCAUCAACUCUGACAAGAUGCAACUCUACCGAGGCCUCGACAUCACCACCAACAAGAUCCCCCCGGCCGACCGCCGCGGCGUCCCCCACCGCCUCCUCGGCUCCUUCGACCCGAACGAUGGUGAGAUGACCCCGUUGCAGUUCAGCUUCCACGGCGACGCAGCCAUCUCCGGCGUCGCCUCCCGCGGGAAGCUUCCCCUCCUCGUCGGCGGUUCCAACUCCUUCAUCCACGCUCUCCUGGCGGAUCGGUUCGAUCCGGAGGCAGAAGCGAGUCCCGAGCUGAGGUAUGACUGUUGCAUUCUGUGGGUCCACGUGUCGCCGCCCGUCCUGAAGAAGGGCCUGCCGAAGCGCGUGGAUGGAAUGCUCCGCAUGGGCGCUUUCGAUGAGCUCGCCGGAUACUACCACCUGCGCCGGACCGACCCGGGGGCUCGGGCCGGGCUGAGGAAGGCCAUAGGCGUGCUUGAGUUCGACCGAUAUUUCGAGAAGUACCCGCCGCUGAGGGGGAACGCGUGGGGGUAGGAGGAUGCGAGGGAGCGGAACGAUCCGGUGCGGGAGAGUGCGUACCAGGAGGCGCUACGCGAGAUAAUGAAGAACGCGGACCAUCUGAUAAAAGGGCAGGUUGAGAAGAUCCGGGAGCUGAGCAAAAGCGGGUGGGUGCUGCAUAGGCUGGACGCGACGCAGGCGGUCCGGCUGGCAAUGGCGCCCGAGGAGGAGGGCGGCGGCGGCGGCAGGUCGCGGGAGGUUUGGGAGAGGGACGUCGUGGGGCGGAGCGUGGGCUUUGUGAAUCAGUUCUUGCGAGAGCAUUAG
This is a messenger RNA of Eucalyptus grandis, 933 nucleotides long. RefSeq names its product adenylate isopentenyltransferase. Lineage: Eukaryota; Viridiplantae; Streptophyta; Magnoliopsida; Myrtales; Myrtaceae. Gene Ontology annotation, molecular function: AMP dimethylallyltransferase activity; tRNA dimethylallyltransferase activity. Gene Ontology annotation, cellular component: mitochondrion. Gene Ontology annotation, biological process: cytokinin biosynthetic process; tRNA modification. The record is from RefSeq and is a predicted model, not a curated record.